CGGAGGCGCAGGAGCAGUCGCCAUGCGACGAGCGCGCGAUGUGGUCGUCGUCGCGACGUUGCUCUUCGCGACUGCUGAUGCCGUCGUCGGCGAUCUGAAGACCGAAUCUGAUGACGACACCGUUAGUGUCUAUCGCAUUUUGCCGAAGAAUGACACUCAAUUUCAAGUCAUUCGACGUCUUUAUGACAAGGCUACCGAGCUGGAGCUAAACUUUUGGAAAACCGCCAAGAAUCUCAAUGGAUUCUGGGAUGUGAUGGUAGACAAAAAAGUCAGCAAGGAUCUAUUGGCGCUGUUGCAGAAACACGACAUUGCCUAUUUAAAGACUAUAGGAGACGUUCAAAAGCUCAUCCAAACAAAGGAGCACCGAAAACGACCACGGCGAUUGAAAGACGAAUCAUCCGGGCCGUUCUACGACUUUCACCGAUAUGGUUCUUACAGUCAAAUGGUGUCUUGGAUGCGCGCCUUGGCAAGAAACGACCCGCAGCAUGUUCAGUUUAUUUCCAUAGGCACUUCACACGAAGGGAGAUCUAUCGAUGGUCUUGAGAUUGGAAGUCGGGAUCGAUCAAGGCGCAUUUUCUGGAUCGAUGGAGGAAUUCAUGCUAGAGAAUGGGCUGCACCGCAUACUGCGCUUUACUUUAUCCAUCAGCUCACCUCACGUUACGACACGGAUCCAACCAUCAAAAAACUGCUUGAAGAGAUCACAUUCGUCAUCGUCCCGUGUGUAAAUCCGGAUGGUUACGAGUUCACGCGUUCUUCUACAAAUCCUCACAUACGAUUGUGGAGAAAGAAUCGUUCGACAAUGCAAUGUCACAAAGAUAGUUGGGGACGAAAUCGUUGCUGCCGUGGCGUUGAUCUGAAUCGCAAUUUUGAUUUUCAUUUUAAGGAAAGCGGAUCAAGUGAUGAUCCAUGUUCGGAGAUCUAUCAAGGGACUGGACCCUUCAGCGAACCAGAAACGAAAGCUAUUCGCGAUGCAAUACUAUCACGGCGAUAUAAGGGACGGGUUGAUGCAUUUAUCACUCUGCACACUUAUUCUCAGAUUUGGAUUCAUCCCUAUGGUCAUCGCAAGGACAGCUAUCCAGGCGACAUUCAAGAGCUUUAUGACGUUGGAAAGAGGGCAGCCAAGGCGUUGCAAGAUGUCUAUGGUACUAAAUAUGUGGUUGGAAGUGGAGCAGAUACUCUUUAUCCUGCAUCUGGCGGUAGUGAAGAUUGGGCAAAACAUGCUGGAGGAGUCAAAUAUGUUUAUCUUCUUGAGCUUCGGCCUGACGAGAAGAAUUGGGAUGGUUUCAUUCUCGGUGAAUCUGAGCUCGUACCAACUGCCAGAGAGACAUGGGAGGGUGUCAAAGUAGUAGCUGAAGCUGUACUGGAACGUGCAAAACAUAAGUCUGAAAGAGUUGUGGAAGCGCCAACAGCAAGAAAAUUCCGCUUCGGUGAUGGCACUGAAGGAUCAUGCUAUGAUUUGCGCCAUGCCUGUAAACGUUGGGUAGCCGAAAGACCGGAACUUUGCCGAACAGUGCCAAUUUUCAUGCGCGAAAACUGCGCCUACUCUUGUGGAAAAUGCUAAUUUUUAUUGAAGAAACUCUGAUCCAACUAAUUACACUCAGUCUUUUCUUAUGAAAUGCAUCUCAUGUAGUUCGGCAUCUGAUCUUUACCUCCUGCCCAACUUUUUUGUCGUUUUUACCAGCUCAAAUGCGAGUACACUGCUUGUUCACCUUCAGGAGCUUGUGUAUGACAUUACGCACAUGUUACGUUUUCUUUUUAUUGUAUAUAUUUGUUAAUGAACC
This is a messenger RNA of Cylicocyclus nassatus, 1781 nucleotides long. The record is from the annotation of a GenBank genome assembly. NCBI's taxonomy places the organism in Eukaryota, Metazoa, Nematoda, Chromadorea, Rhabditida, Strongylidae.